AUGACAACUCUUGCUCCUGCAACCCUCUCUUUCCUUCUCCUCUGGACCCUGCCAGGGCAGGUCCACCUCAGAGUGGCCUUGGCAAAAGAGAAAGUCAAAUCUGGGACCAAGGGGGUUACUCAGCCCAUGUACCCCUCUGAUUUCCUGGACAAGCUUAUGGGACGAACAUCUGGAUACGAUGCCAGGAUUCGGCCCAAUUUUAAAGGCCCACCCGUGAACGUGACCUGCAACAUCUUCAUCAACAGUUUCGUCUCCGUCACCGAGACCACUAUGGACUACCGGGUGAAUGUCUUCUUGCGGCAGCAGUAGAAUGACCCACGCCUGGCCUAUCGAGAGUAUCCUGACGACUCGGUGGACCUUGAUCCCUCCAUGCUGGACUCAAUCUGGAAGCCAGACUUGUUCUUUGCCAAUGAGAAAAGGGCCAACUUCCAUGAGGUGACCACGGACAACAAAUUACUGCACAUCUUCAAGAAUGGCAAUGUGCUCUACAGCAUCAGGCUGACCCUCAUUUUGUCCUGCCAGAUGGACCUCAAGAACUUCCCCAUGGACAUCCAGACCUGCACGAUGCAGCUGGAGAGCUCUGGCUACACCAUGAAUGACCUCGUGUUUGAGUGGCUAGAAGAUGCUCCUGCUAGCCAAGUAGCUGAGGGGCUGACUCUGCCCCAGUUUAUCUUGUGGGAUGAGAAGGAUCUAGGCUAUUGUACCAAGCACUACAACACAGGGAAAUUCACCUGCAUUGAGGUGAAGUUUCAUCUGGAGGAGCAGAUGGGCUACUAUCUGAUUCAGAUGUACAUCCCCAGCCUACUCAUUGUCAUCCUGUCCUGGGUCUCCUUCUGGGUCAACAUGGAUGCUGCCCCUGCCCGUGUGGGUCUGGGCAUUACCACUGUGCUUACCAUGACAGCCCAGAGCUCUGGCACCCGGGCCUCUUUGCCCAAGGUGUCCUACGUGAAGGCAAUCGACAUCUGGAUGGCUGUGUGCCUGCUCUUUGUGUUCGCUGCCCUGCUGGAGUACGCUGCUGUCAAUUUUGUCUCUCGUCAGCAUAAGGAAUUCAUGAGACUUCGAAGAAGGCAGAGGCGCCAACGCAUGGAGGAAGAUAUCAUCCGAGAAAGUCUCUUCUAUUUCCGUGGCUAUGGCCUUGGCCAUUGCCUUCAGGCAAGGGAUGGAGGCCCAAUGGAAGGUUCUGGCAUUUAUAGCCCCCAACCUCCAGCACCUCCUCCAAGGGAGGGAGAAACCAUGCGGAAACUGUACGUGGACUGA
Molecule: messenger RNA, 1257 nt
Organism: Trichechus manatus latirostris (Florida manatee)
Lineage: Eukaryota; Metazoa; Chordata; Mammalia; Sirenia; Trichechidae
Product: glycine receptor alpha 4
Exons: 9
Biological process (GO): regulation of membrane potential; response to amino acid; chemical synaptic transmission
Cellular component (GO): plasma membrane; synapse; neuron projection
Molecular function (GO): transmitter-gated monoatomic ion channel activity involved in regulation of postsynaptic membrane potential; transmembrane signaling receptor activity; excitatory extracellular ligand-gated monoatomic ion channel activity
Source: RefSeq, a predicted model, not a curated record